AUGAGCUGCAACCUCUUCCUCUUGGCUUUGGUCCUGGGCAUUGGUGGAACUUUCCAUUAUGGGUUACAGGUUUCCAUUAUCAAUUCUCCUGCCGAGUACAUCAAAAGUUUCAUCCAUGAGACCUGGCUGAAAAGAUACGGCUCUUCUCCCAGUGAAGAGAUAAUUACUUUGAUGUGGUCCUUCAUCGUGUCCAUUUACAGCAUCGGUGGGCUCCUGGGAUCCAUGCUUGCUGGAUACUUCCUAGUCAGGUUUGGAAGGAAGAAGGCGAUGCUGCUCACCAACAUCCCCGCCCUGCUGAGCUCGGCGCUCCUGGGCCUCAGCCGCCUCUGCGGAUCCUUUGAGAUGAUCAUCAUUGGGAGAAUGGUCUCCGGAGUCACCGCGGGCAUGGCUCUGAACAUCCACGUCCCCUAUGCUGGGGAAUGUGCCCCUCAGAGGCUGCGUGGGGCCAUUGCCAUCACGGCUUCCACGGCCAUCGCCAUCGGGAAGUUUGUGGGAUUUGCUCUGGGGCUCAGAGAAGCCCUCGGGGUGGAUGCUCUCUGGCCUGUUCUCAUGGCAGCCAACGCACUCCCUGCCCUCAUCCAGCUUCUCACACUCCCGUUCUUCCCAGAUUCCCCCCGCUACCUGCUCAUUGACAAGAAGGACAAAGAGGGGUGCAUCAAAGCCGUGAAGCAGCUCUGGGGAGAUGGUGACCACACAGCGGAGAUAGAUGACAUGAUGGCAGAGCAGAAAGCCAUCAACGGGGAGAAGGCGAAGAGCCUCUGUGAUCUGUUCCGGGACAGGGCUGUCCGCUGGCAGCUCAUCACUCUCUUCCUCGUCUCCUCGUGUAUGCAGCUGAUUGGAGUCAACGUGGUUUACUUCUAUGCCUACAAUGUCUUCAUAACAGCUGGAAUCCCCCCUGCACAAACCCGCUACGUCUCCCUGGGAGUCGGGAUCACUGAGAUCUUCACCACCGUCCUCUGUGGUUUCCUAAUCGAACGUGCGGGGAGGAAGGUGCUGCUGUGGAAAAGCUACACAGUUAUGUCCUUGGCUUUAGGGCUCCUCACCGUCACACUUUCACUGCAGGACUCCUUCCCCUGGGUUCCAUACUGCUCUGUUGCACUCAUCUUUACCUUCAUCAUGAGCUUUGGCAUUGUAGCUGGGGUGAUAUGCCCCUUGCCCACAGAAAUAUUUAUUCAGUCAUAUCGACCGGCUGCUUACGUUUUAACUGGUAUCACAAACUGGAUCCAACUCUUCUUCCUUGGGCUUGUGUUCCCUUUUAUCGUGGAAGGUCUUGGUAGCUUCUGCUUCAUCAUUUUCUUCGCAUACUGCCUGUCCAUGGCUGUCUUUGUCUACCUGGUGAUGCCAGAGACCAAAGGCAAGACUAUGCUGCAGAUCAUGGAGGAUUUCAACCGGCUCAACUACCGUGGGAAGCGGAGGCCGUCGGCCCUGAGGCAGAACGACAGCUCCAUGACGGUCGCUACAAGGCUGUAA
Nothoprocta perdicaria is the source of this 1470-nucleotide messenger RNA. Its product is annotated as solute carrier family 2, facilitated glucose transporter member 11-like. The record is from RefSeq and is a predicted model, not a curated record. Gene Ontology annotation, molecular function: hexose transmembrane transporter activity. The coding region runs from base 1 to 1470 and encodes 489 amino acids. Lineage: Eukaryota; Metazoa; Chordata; Aves; Tinamiformes; Tinamidae. Gene Ontology annotation, biological process: monosaccharide transmembrane transport. The transcript has 10 exons. Gene Ontology annotation, cellular component: membrane.